AUGGCUUAUCAGACCAUAACAAAUACUCAAAUAGCUAUAUUAUUACAAGAAAUCAUUUCAACAGUAAAAAGUAAUGAUAACGAUAGCUAUUGGCCAGAAGAAACUCAACAACCACCCAAAAGUCAAGCUUUAGUUGAUCUUGGAGUUAAUG
Molecule: messenger RNA, 151 nt
Organism: Racocetra persica
Lineage: Eukaryota; Fungi; Glomeromycota; Glomeromycetes; Diversisporales; Gigasporaceae
Source: the annotation of a GenBank genome assembly